Ostrea edulis (European flat oyster) is the source of this 5171-nucleotide messenger RNA. Its product is annotated as DNA (cytosine-5)-methyltransferase 1-like. NCBI's taxonomy places the organism in Eukaryota, Metazoa, Mollusca, Bivalvia, Ostreida, Ostreidae. Bases 64 to 4668 code for a protein of 1534 amino acids. Gene Ontology annotation, molecular function: DNA binding; DNA (cytosine-5-)-methyltransferase activity; chromatin binding. The record is from RefSeq and is a predicted model, not a curated record. Gene Ontology annotation, cellular component: nucleus. The transcript is spliced from 38 exons.
GAUCCCAUUUUAGCGGGAACAUCUUAUUGUUGACAUUGGAAGGGAGAUAGAGAAGGGAAAAAGAUGCCUGGCAAAACAAUUCCACCGAUCACGACGGAAAUCGUGGAAAAGCUGAACGAUUUGGAGGAAGAAUUUCGAGAUGGUGAUGUUACAGAGAAGGGAUAUUGGAAAAAGAAAUGCAAGCUUUUUGAUGGCUAUCUGCCUGAGGAUAUUGGCAAAAUUAUCACAGGGCUUGAAAAGGGGCUAAAGGAGAAUAUCAUUACAGAGAAAGGAUACUUCAAGAAUCUAAAAAAGGUGUUUGACAAAGUCUAUGACAGUGAAAAUGGUGUGCUAAUUGAGAUGGAAGGGUCAAGCAAGAAGACAGGGAAUGACCUAAUAGAGUGCGAGAACGGUGACCACAGGCAAAAUGGGGACAAGGUGUCAAAGGUCAUGAAGAAUGAGUCAACAACAGAGUCCCUACCGAAGAAAAACGGAGAUACCGCUAAAGCUGAAGACUCUAAGUCUGAAGAGGAAUGUGAAGUAGAAGAGAUGGAAGUUGAUGAAAGUAAAGUUACAGCAGCCAAAAGCAAACAAGACAGGAAGUCAAAGAUGUCAAAUCAACCAUCAAUUACCACCAUGUUUUCAAGAACCCCAGGAAAAAGGAAGUCCGUAGCUGACCAAGAGACCAAUGUUGUCGUUGAGCAGGAAAAGGAACUGAAAAAGGUGAAACUGGAUGAUGAACCAAGUGAAAGGAAAGACUCGGAGGGUGGUAUAAAGAAAGUUGAAGAAGAAAUUCUACCCAAGGCCCCGCCUGCCAAGUGUCGGGAAUGUAAACAAUUAUUGGAUGACUCGGAUCUUCGCAUGUUUCCAGGGGACCAAGAUUCUGCAGUUGAAGAAUUUAUAGCUUUGACAAAUCCAAAGCUCUCUGUUUUUACUGGGGAAGAGGAAGAAAUUCAUUCCUAUGAUGAGCGACCACAACACAAAAUCACAAACUUCAGUGUAUAUGACAAGAACACCCACCUUUGUCCGUUUGAUACAGGACUGAUUGAGAAGAACAUCUAUCUGUACUUCAGUGGAGUUGUCAAGCCUAUCUAUGAUGAAAACUCCAGUCCGGAAGGAGGGAUACUAGCCUGCAAGAUGGGUCCAAUCAAUGAAUGGUGGACGGCAGGAUUUGAUGGUGGAGAAAAUGCUCUUAUUGGAUUCAGUACAGCAUAUGCAGAGUACGUUUUAAUGUCACCUAGCGAUGCUUACAAACCUUAUAUGGACACGAUGAAGGAGAAGGUUCACAUGAGUAAAGUUGUCAUUGAAUUCUUACAAAACAACCAGGAGGCCACGUAUGAGGAUCUUCUCAACAAAAUUCAGACCACAGUGCCCCCCACAGGGCUUACCAGUCUAACGGAGGACUCCUUACUCAGACAUGCUCAGUUUGUCGUGGAUCAGGUUCAGAGUUACGAUGAAGCAGCAGAAGACGACGAGGGCUUACUUAUCACAACGCCCUGCAUGAGAGCCCUCAUCAAACUGGCGGGAGUCACACUUGGAAAACGGCGUCAGAUGAGGAAAGAGCUGAGGAAAACCAAAGACAAGGUGAAAAAGCCAGCAUUCACUAUGGCCACGACAACGAAGCUGGUGUCCCAAAUUUUUGACAGUAUAUUUCAGGGUGAGAUUGAUGAUAAAAGUGGGCAGGGAUCCAAGAGGCGGAGGUGUGGGAUAUGUGAGAUCUGCCAACAAGCUGACUGUGGAAAGUGUGCUGCCUGUAGAGACAUGAUCAAGUUUGGUGGAUCUGGGCGAGCUAAACAAGCCUGUAUCAAUAGGAGGUGUCCAAACAUGGCCAUGAAGGAAGCAGAUGAAGAUGACAUUCUAGAUGAUGACGAUAUUGAUGACAAGUUAGAUACUAAGGGAAACAAAGAAAUCACGACAAUAAAGAAACACAAGACUGUUCUGAAUACCAAGACAAAACUUUCCUGGAUCGGUGAGCCAAUUCAUACAGACGGAAGGAAUUCUUACUACUCCGCUGUGUCUAUAAAUAAUGAAAAGGUGAGCCUUGGUGACUUUAUUUCCAUCAAGCCUGAAGACUCUGGCAUUCCUGUGUACAUUGCCAUGGUGAAUUACCUCUGGGAGAAUGCCAGUGGCAACAAAAUGUGCCAUGCUCAGUGGCUGUGCCGAGGAAGUGACACAAUACUGGGAGAGACAGCUGACCCCCUAGAACUCUUCUUAGUCGAUGACUGUGAAAGUAUCAAACUAGAGUCAGCUCUCAAGAAAGUGAAAGUUUUACACAAGGACACGCCCCCUGACUGGUUUAUACAGGGAGGUAUAGAACAUCCUGAGAAGGAGUUUCCAGUAGAAGAUGAUGGCAACACUUUCUUCUAUCAGAAGUGGUAUGACCCAGAUUUGGCCAGAUUCGAGGACAUACCCACACCUGAAAAACCCGAGAACCAGAGACCUCACAAGUUCUGCUUAAGUUGUGAAAGACUGGACCAGCUCAGGAAGAAGGAGAAUCCGUCCCUGGGAGCAGAGUUGGAGAACGAGAACUCCUCUCCCACUAAGGCGUUUUACAGCAGUGUCACACGGGAUGCAUUCGAGUACAAAAUUGGGGAAUGUUGUUACAUCGAGCCCAGCGCCUUUGGAUUCAACGUUAAACAUCCUCCAGUCAAGAAGGCGAAAUCUGAAAGGAAGGAGGUGGAUGAAGAAUUAUACCCUGAGGCUUACAGGAAGGGGGAAUACAUCAAGGGGUCAAAUGAGUCCCUCCCAGAACCCUUCAGGAUCGGACGGAUACUGGCCAUCUUCUGCAAGAAGUCUCCCGGGUCAAAGAUAGCUAACUUAGGGGAGAUCAAGGUUAAGGUGGCGAAGUUCUACAGACCAGAGGAUACACAUAAGGGGUCUGCGGCAGGUUACCAUACCGACAUGAACAUGCUGUAUUGGUCAGAUGAAGAGGCUACAGUGGACUUUAAGUUAGUAAAGGGAAAAUGCCAGGUGAUGUACAGCGAAAAUCUGAAGAGUUUGGAGGAGUACUUUGAAGGUGGCAUGGACAGAUUCUACUUUACAGAGGCCUAUGAUUCUGAGACAAAAACAUUUGAGGAACCCCCUCGCCAGGCCAGAAUUUCUGGAGGAAAGGGUAAGGGCAAAGGAAAGGGUAAGGGAAAGAGUUCUGGUCCAUCAGUGGAGGAGACUGUAGAACCAAGGAGAGCCAGCUUCAAACGCCUGAGGACGUUGGAUGUGUUUGCAGGGUGUGGAGGAAUAUCUGAAGGAUUCCACCAGGCUGGUGUAGCCGAGUCGUGCUGGGCGAUCGAGAAGGAGGAGCCGGCAGCACAAGCAUUCCGUCUCAAUAAUCCGGGGUGUACUGUGUUCACAGACGAUUGCAAUGUCCUUCUAAAGCUUGUCAUGGAGGGAGAGAAGAAGAAUGAUAUGGGUCAGAAGUUGCCUCAGAAAGGGGAUGUAGAACUCCUUUGUGGGGGUCCACCCUGUCAGGGAUUCAGUGGAAUGAACAGAUUCAACUCCAGGGAAUAUUCCAGAUUUAAGAACUCGCUUAUUGCCUCCUACCUGAGUUACUGUGACUACUACCGACCACGAUUCUUUCUGUUGGAGAAUGUGCGGAAUUUUGUCUCCUUUAAGCGCAGCAUGGUACUGAAAUUGGCGCUGCGUUGUCUGACUAGGAUGGGGUACCAGUGCACGUUUGGUGUCCUACAGGCUGGUACUUACGGAGUCCCACAAACUCGUAGAAGGGCGAUUAUACUGGCUGCUGCUCCUGGAGAAAAGCUGCCAUUUUUCCCAGAGCCUCAGCAUGUCUUUGCUCCCCGAGCCAUGCAGCUGUCAGUCCAAGUGGAUGACAAGAAGUUCAUGUCAAACAUCACCAGAGUGGAGUCAGCCCCGUUUAGGACGAUCACAGUCCGGGACACUAUGUCUGAUCUUCCAGAAAUCAGGAACGGAGCCAAAGCUGAGGAGAUUUCUUAUCAGGGGGAUCCCCAGUCUCAUUUCCAGAGGAUUAUAAGAGGAAAACAGCACCAGCCAAUAUUGAGAGAUCACAUUUGUAAAGAGAUGAGUCCUUUAGUGGCAGCCAGAAUGCAGCACAUUCCCCUCGCCCCAGGGUCAGACUGGAGAGAUCUUCCCAACAUUGAGGUCCGGCUCUCGGACGGGACAAAAUCAAAGAAAUUGCAGUACACUCACCAUGACAAGAAGAAUGGCAAAAAUUCUGAUGGGUCACUUCGAGGCGUGUGUUCAUGUGUAGAGGGUAAACAAUGUGAGACAAUGGACAGACAAUUCAAUACCCUGGUUCCCUGGUGCCUACCCCACACAGGCAACCGCCACAACAACUGGGCGGGGCUAUAUGGACGAUUGCAGUAUGAUGGGUUCUUCAGCACCACUGUUACUAACCCAGAACCAAUGGGAAAACAGGGAAGGGUAUUACACCCAGAACAACACCGAGUGGUAAGCGUGCGAGAAUGUGCUCGAUCACAGGGAUUCCCUGACACCUACAGGUUCUUUGGCACUAUACUUGACAAACAUAGACAGGUGGGUAAUGCAGUUCCACCACCCAUGGCCCGGUACAUCGGUUUGGAGGUCAAGAAAUGUUUAGAAUGGAAGACAGCACAGAAUGUUGACAUGGACACUGCUGAGGAGGUUAAAGGUGACAAAAAGGCUGAAGUCAAGGUCACAGAGGAGUCACCUUGCAAACCAAGUUCCUCAGCAGAUUGAGGUCAUUAAAGAGGGGAAAUUUGUAAAAUUUAGAAAACAAGAAUGUGUUGAUUUAAAUCGGAAAGUAAUAAAAUUGUACUAAGUAAGAAGACACAGUGAUAAUUUAAUAAAAGAAUAAAAUGUGUAAUUGAUGACUCCAAUGGUUUGAAAUAUGAUAUAAUUCAUAUUCAUUUUCAAGGUCAGUGGGACCACAAUCAUGUAAAACAUCUUUGGUCACUAUAUAGAAACAAAGUUGAUUUGUAUGUAAAUAGUAAAGAACUGUGAUAACAGAAUUGCAUUCUUGUUUAGAAUAAGUUCUAAAAGUAUAUAUUUUUAUCCAUUAUGAAAUACCCAUCUGCUUUGACAGUUGGCUACAAUGUUUUAAUAUUUCACUACAAUGCGUUCUCACUGCAUUGUAUUAAUGCAUGUAUUAAGGUUACAUUUUGUUAUAAUUACUCUAUAUGUUACCUUUGCAUUGUGUUGACAUUGCUAUCUGUGAAAUUAAAUUUGUACAUUACAAUGUG